Molecule: messenger RNA, 288 nt
Organism: Cooperia oncophora
Lineage: Eukaryota; Metazoa; Nematoda; Chromadorea; Rhabditida; Trichostrongylidae
Source: the annotation of a GenBank genome assembly
AUGGUUCUUAUUCCAGCAAAGUCCCUGAAACAUCGAGCUGUGGUUCAUUACGGAUACGAGUUCGACUACAGUGCUAAUGCUGCUUUUAAGCCUACUGAUCCAAUUCCUGAUCAAAUUGCAAGACUAGUGGAUCGUAUACUUAACGAAGGCCUUCUUCACUUUCGACCAGACCAGGUUACAGUCAACGUUUAUGAGCCUGGCCAAGGAAUUCCCUCUCACUACGAUACGCAUUCUGCCUUUGAGGACCCCAUCGUCUGUUUGAGGAGUCCACAAGUCCAAGCCGAUUAG